AUGAGCUGUCGGAAAGCUGCCGACAUCUGUCGUCUUACUUACUCAGCUGCAGUCAAGCAAGUGGAAAGAUUCGGGCCCGAUCAAGCGGCAACCUAUUCAAGGACGGCCAAAAAAGACGUCAAAGAGACUUCGACCUUCCUCAGAAGCAUCAAGAAAGAUCCUUGCAAAUCUGCUUCAAAUUAUUGCAAAGCAGUCGCUUCCUACUAUGAGCUUGCAAUCCCCCAGAACACAACUUCAGGAUUGGAUUGGACAAGGACAUCAGGAUUGUUCGACGGA
This is a messenger RNA of Mesorhabditis belari, 276 nucleotides long. The record is from the annotation of a GenBank genome assembly. NCBI's taxonomy places the organism in Eukaryota, Metazoa, Nematoda, Chromadorea, Rhabditida, Rhabditidae.